This is a messenger RNA of Parus major (Great Tit), 1539 nucleotides long. RefSeq lists its product as uncharacterized. The record is from RefSeq and is a predicted model, not a curated record. The transcript has 2 exons. NCBI's taxonomy places the organism in Eukaryota, Metazoa, Chordata, Aves, Passeriformes, Paridae. The coding region runs from base 32 to 1069 and encodes 345 amino acids.
GCAAAGGAUCUCUACCUCGGGGUGGUUCUCCAUGGAAUUCAUGGAAUCCAGGUUGGAGAAAAGGAUUGUUAUCUCAGGGUGGUUCUCCAUGGAAUCCAUGGAAUUCAGGUUGGAGAAAAGGAUCACUGGAUGGGGUGGUUCUCCAUGGAAUUCAUGGAAUCAUGGAAUUCAGGUUGGAGCAAAGGAUCUCUACCUUGGGGUGGUUCUCCAUGGAAUCCAUGGAAUUCAUGGAAUUCAGGCUGGAGCAAAGCAUCGUUAUCUCAGGGUGGUUCUCCAUGGAAUCCAUGGAAUUCAGGCUGGAGAAAAGGAUCACUGGAUGGGGUGGUUCUCCAUGAAUUCAGGUUGGAGCAAAGGAUCUCUACCUUGGGGUGUUUCUCCAUGGAAUUCAUGGAAUUCAUGGAAUUCAGGCUGGAGCAAAGGAUCAUUAUCUCAGGGUGGUUCUCCAUGGAAUUCAUGGAAUUCAUGGAAUUCAGGUUGGAGAAAAGGAUCACUGGGUGGGGUGGUUCUCCAUGAAUUCACGUUGGAGCAAAGGAUCUCUACCUUGGGGUGGUUCUCCAUGGAAUCUUGGAAUCCAUGGAAUCCAUGGAAUUCAGGUUGGAGCAAAGGAUUGUUAUCUCAGGGUGGUUCUCCAUGGAAUUCAUGGAAUCAUGGAAUUCAGGCUGGAGCAAAGGAUCGCUGGAUGGGGUGGUUCUCCAUGGAAUUCAUGGAAUCCAUGGAAUUCAGGUUGGAGAAAAGGAUCACUGGAUGGGGUGGUUCUCCAUGGAAUUCAGGCUGGAGCAAAGGAUCUCUACCUUGGGGUGGUUCUCCAUGGAAUCUUGGAAUUCAUGGAAUUCAGGCUGGAGCAAGGGAUCAUUACCUCAGGGUGGUUCUCCAUGGAAUCCAUGGAAUUCAGGUUGGAGCAAAGGAUCUCUACCUCGGGGUGGUUCUCCAUGGAAUCCAUGGAAUUCUGGCUGGAGCAAAGGAUCACUCCCUCAGGGUGGUUCUCCAUGGAAUCCUUUGGGUUGGAGCAAAGGAUUGUGGCUGUUCUCCAGGGGAUAAUUUAGGAUGGAAAAGACCUUUGGAAUCCUGAAAGGUUGUGAUAAAGGAUUGCUGUCCUGGGCUCUGGUUUGUCACGGAAUCCUUUCAUUUGGAAAAGACUUCAGGGAUGAUCCUGAACCCAGAUGCGAGGUGGUUUCUCCAGGCUGGAGACAGGAUGCAAUCCUUGGAGGCUGAAGGCAACCAGUGGCAGCUGGGAUUAUUUAUUCCCCCUGUCCUGGAAUGUGGAUUUUCUCCUGGCUUUGAGGGAGGUGGCUCUGGGUGAGAUAAACUGGGAUUGUCACUGCUCCGGCCAGAGGUUUCUGUGGAGCUCAGACAAGGUCCCACAGACGAUUUGCUCACUCUUUGGGCCAGCUGAAGGGAAGGUUUGGGGUGAAUUUAAGGGAAUUCAGUGGCUUAGACUGUGUGAACCAGCCACAGGCUCUGUGUAAAAGGUGAAUAAUGAGCAGAAGUGACCCAAUCCUGUGAUUGUGACCCAAUUCCCGUUCCCCUCAGCAGGGCCAC